Gracilinanus agilis (Agile Gracile Mouse Opossum) is the source of this 1668-nucleotide messenger RNA. RefSeq names its product serine and arginine rich splicing factor 7 (gene SRSF7). Gene Ontology annotation, cellular component: nuclear speck. Gene Ontology annotation, biological process: mRNA splicing, via spliceosome. Lineage: Eukaryota; Metazoa; Chordata; Mammalia; Didelphimorphia; Didelphidae. Gene Ontology annotation, molecular function: RNA binding; zinc ion binding. The record is from RefSeq and is a predicted model, not a curated record. The transcript is spliced from 8 exons. Bases 72 to 782 code for a protein of 236 amino acids.
AUUGGAGGCAGGUAGUUCCUCGACUGAGACCAGGUUACUGCGAAGUGCAGCGAGCACAUAGGCCGGACGCCAUGUCGCGCUACGGGCGGUACGGAGGAGAGACCAAAGUAUAUGUUGGCAACCUGGGAACUGGUGCUGGCAAAGGAGAAUUAGAAAGAGCGUUUAGUUAUUAUGGUCCCUUAAGAACUGUAUGGAUUGCCAGAAAUCCUCCAGGAUUUGCUUUUGUGGAAUUUGAAGAUCCAAGAGAUGCAGAAGAUGCAGUUCGAGGAUUAGAUGGAAAAGUGAUUUGUGGCUCUCGGGUAAGAGUCGAAUUGUCUACAGGCAUGCCACGAAGAUCUAGAUAUGAUAGACCACCUGCACGGCGGCCAUUUGAUCCUAAUGACAGAUGUUAUGAGUGUGGGGAGAAAGGUCAUUAUGCUUAUGAUUGUCAUCGCUACAGCCGAAGAAGGAGAAGCAGGUCACGAUCUCGAUCUCACUCAAGGUCCAGAGGAAGGAGGUAUUCUCGCUCACGGAGCAGGAGCCGUGGUAGGAGGUCAAGAUCUGCAUCUCCUCGAAGGUCAAGAUCAGCAUCUCUUCGUAGAUCUAGGUCUGCUUCGAUCCGAUCUCGAUCUGGUUCUUUAAAAAGAUCGAGGUAUUUCCAAUCAUCCCGUUCAAGAUCCAGAUCCAGGUCUCUCUCAAGACCAAGAAGCAGCCGAUCAAAGUCCAGAUCACCAUCUCCAAAGAGAAGCCGCUCACCUUCUGGAAGUCCUCGUAGAAGUGCGAGUCCUGAAAGAAUGGACUGAAAUUUUAAAAAUUCACCUUUUAGGAAGAAAGUUAUUUUGUUUACAUUAUUAUAAGGGAUUUUGUGAUGUCUGUUCAAUGUAAGUGUAACCUAGAAGGCUAUUUGAACCAUCUAAUAAUCAGAAUGGAUCUGGAUAUUUUAAGAGCUCUGUAAAUUUACAUCUGUAGAGUAGUGUAAAUUUUUUUUGUUGUAUGUAUUAACAUCUUAUGAUCUGAAAAUGGGAUUUUUUUUUAUUGGCACAUUUAAGAAUAAAAAUGUGUUUCUAACUAGACUUCUGAUUUGUGGUCACUACUGUUAAAAUUAAGCUUGGGCAAGUCUCAAGCCUAGAGAGCUUGUUAGGCCUGUUCAGGGUCAGUAUCUGGAUGUGGCUAGAAGGUGAUAAAUGGCCAAGUUGAAUGCACUCAUGAAAUCUUUCAUUUGGAUAGUUUAUUAACUGUCGUUUGGGGCAUUGAAAACUUACCUUUUCAUAGUAGAUAAAUUUGAAAGUUAUGUUUGAGAGCUGAGGAAACAAAUUUUUCUUAUAACUGCUUGUCAUAUGUGGCAGAAUCUUAAAUUUUAGGUUAUCACAAUAUUAAAUGCCCAAUGAAAUUAUCACCAAGGGACCAUAUGCAGUAGAUUUAAUUGGCAUAACAAUUGGACAGAGCCGAAAGUAAAUUUGGGGAAGUGUUGAAGGGUCCAUGACAAAGUAAGACAUAGCACAAAUUUUAUAUCUGGACAACUGUAUUGUGUCACAGUUAAAAUUUUAAUGCAAUAAGAGCAUUAUGGACAAGUUGUCAUGAGAUGAAGUACUAAUGUUCUGAAAAAGGCGCCAGUUGGGAAUAUAUUGCUCAGUACUGUGCAAUUGUUUUUUAGUAAUAUAUACAUUUUAGUAUUAAGUUAAAUUGUUU